UCGUAUACAGUGAUAAAAAAACUGUGUAAUUUUCAUGUUGAAGAUGAAAUAAAAGAUAAAUGAACAACAUAUUUUGUUUGUAUUUCAUAAAUAUAGUGGGAAUUAUAAUUACAUGCUUCGGGAUAUAUUGUUGAAUGAGUAGAAUAGGAGUCUUUCCCACCAGAAAUGGAUCAAAGAAUAACUUGCAGUUCAAGCCGAAUUGCAAAAGGAAGAGGCAGAUCAAGAAAUGUUGGUAAUCUUCAUGUAAUAAAUACAAAUUUACCAGCUGCCAUAAAUAAUCCUCCCGAAUAUAUUAGAACUGUUACCAUAACUCACAAAAAGAAUAUUCAAAAUCCUGAACCAUUGGAAGUAAAAAAUAUUGUUGUACAUAAAACACCAAUUGCAACAAGAGUCUUUGCUCUUCAGAAAGGUGCAGCGAUGUCAUUUACAAAGAAAAAAAUUAAUGCAGCAAAAAACUUUUUACAGCAGCAUAAUAAAGAAUCCCCAUUAAAAAAAGCCAUUAACACAAAAGCAAACUUAACAGAUGAUUGUUCAAAAUCAAGUUUAUCAAAUAAUAAUCCAUCUUCUAAUUUAAUAAAUAAUAGUUCAUUGCCUAGCACAUCACAUAAUAAUAAUAAUGCAUCCAACUCACCAAAUGGCAGUGUGACUUCUAAUUCAUCAAAUAAUUUAAAAUCUAAUAAGAAUAAAUCUAUAAGUAUUUCUCAACAGCCACAUAAUAGUUCAGCUUUGUAUGAUGUGAACAUGUCAUUGAAAGCAAAAAAUACUAAUACCACACAACCUACUCCACACAAAGAAAAGAAAGACAUAAUUGUUCAAAAAGAUGAAUCAGGCUCUGCAUGGGUUCCUGUCCAUAUGAGACAAGCUAAUACAACAAGAUAUUUUAAAAAUUAUGAAAAGAAUAAAAUACCUAUUAAAAAUGAUGCACCUUCAAGAAAUAUUGAAAGGAACCAGAACAGGGCUGUAUUUAAUAAGAGUAACUCAAAGGAGAAAAAUAAAAGAGUAAAAGAACUUCAUUUAAAAAUGUGUAGAGAUUCAAAAAAUGAGAGAUCAGUUAUCCAUAGAUAUUCUAGUUCUUCAAGACAUUCUUCAUCUAGGCAGGAAGAGGAAUGGUAUUAUGAGAAAAGGUAUGGGCUUUCUAGAAGAUCUAGGGAUUAUGAGAGAGAACGGCACUAUAAAGAAAGUUAUCCAUAUUAUUUUUCUCGGGAAUCUCGUGAAGCUAGAAAAUCUUUCCGUGAAGAGUUUGAAGCACUUGAAGAUGUUUCUGAUGUUCCUUUAGAAGAAGAUUUUGAAGAAGUUGAAACUGCUUCCUUGGAAGAUCCUAGCAUGUAUAUUGGCUUUCGCAAGUAUAAAAUAAAAUAUUUAACAUCUAAAUGCCUUGGUUUUUUUAAGCCCAAAAGAUAUCAUAUAUCUAACCGCAAACAUUUUAGAUUCACAAAUAAGGAAGAAUCUGUGGAUGUUGUUUCAGAGGCAGAGUAUGAAACAGACCAUAUAGCUGUAGAAAAGGAUUCUAAGAUUACACAAGAUGAUAGAUUAAAAGCUAACAAUGGUAAAAUAGAUGCCACUUCCAAAAGUGCUCAAAAUGAAAUUUUUGAAACUGCGAGUGAAUCUGUGGGGAUAGAAAAUUCUACUGAUGUUCUAAAAGUUACUAAUAAUGAACUUGCAAAAUGUGAAGCAAGUGCGUCUGCAUUGGAUUCAAAUGAAAGCAUGUUAGUUUUGGCUGAUGAUCUCAAUAAUUCAACUAAAAUGGAUACUAGUGAUACUACAAUUAGUAUGCCAUCUAUAAAGAAGAAACAAGAGGUUGUUUCCAAUUCUAAACUUUAUUAUACAUGCAUACCAGAAUCAGAUUCUCCUGAUUUUUACCAAGGCCAUUCCCUAAGUCAGAAACACUUUGAUGAAUGGGAAUCUCAUCUUAUAGGCUUGGAAUAUAUUGUGGAAGUAAGAAAUACGGACAGAACUCAAGCAAUGAAAUAUCAUUGUGGUUUAUGUGUAGAACAACUUAAUGAUGGAAACAUGGAUGGGCAAACAGUAACUAAUCAUAUCUCUAGUUAUAAACAUGCUUCUGCAUACAUGGCAAAACAUUUUCCUUCUUGUGGUUAUAAAUUCUCGAAGGAUGAAAGCAGUUCUAAUGUGCUUCAAAGGUGUUGCAAAGAAAUUAACCACAAACUUUCCUAUUAUUUUUUGUGCGUUACGACAGAUGAUUAUUUUCAGAAAAACGAAAAAGAAAUAAAUGAACUUAAUAAUAAUCUACCGCAUUGGAAUGAAACUGAUAUAAAUAUUGAUAUUUAUGUAAAUGAUAUUGACUCAGGUAUUGAUAAAGAUGUUUCUGAACUUAUGAAAGAUAUUAUUAAUAAAAUAGCACCUGGUGAAGAAAUCGCUACAUUUAUAAGUUCACGAAAGGAAAAUGCCCAAGAAUUGCGCAGGAAAAAAUCUAGAAACUCUAUUUUGGAUAUUCAACUUUUAAAUGAUUCUCCAUCAGUGGAUAAUUCAGUUACAGGUGGACGUAAUCUGAUAGUUUUGACACCUCAACAUGGACCUAUUCCAAAAUGUUCUAAUGAUCUUAGUAGGCCAAAUUUGUUGCAAGUAAUUACACAUGAACAAACUGAUUCUUCAAUUAACAAUUCAAAUACAGUGCUUAAUCAAACAUUAGAGUUAUCUAAUCAGAGCAUCAAAGAUGUGUCUGAAGAAGCUGUAUCCAGUCCCAUUAGAAGAGAUGUAUUAAAUUUUAAAUCUAUUAAUAAAAAAGCUGCUAGUUACAGAAAAUAUAGAGCUAAGCAAGUUAGUGAUAAAACUGAUCUAGGACCAAAGGGAACUGAAAACAAAGAAACUUCAAGUAUGCGUGUUCUGAGAAAAAUAACAAAAAAUACUAGUGAGAUCACUGUUUGCUUGGAAUCAAACAAUGCUGAUGAAAGUGCUGAUAUGAGUGCUUAUGAAGAAGAUGAAGAUGAAAAUGACUUAACUACCGAUGUUGCUGUUGCUUUAAGUGAUGACAGUAGUAUACAAUUGCUAGAAGAUUCGACUGUCGAAAGCAACUUUUCCGAUAGUUUAGGUGUUUCUAAUGUUAUUUCUCCUCAGGAUGAUGAUAGUGGAACAAUUGAAGUUUCUAAAAACAAAUGCAGAGCCAGGCAUCGUAGUCAUCAGAGGACAACAAUGCAUUCAAAGCAUUGCCUUAAAAGAAUUUUAGGUAGAAACUCCAAAUCAGCUAAAGAACCUGCCGUUAAAAAGGAGUUAAGUGGUUUGGGUAGUGUUCAAUUGGAUAAUGAGUCGAAUGAUUUUGAACUGGAGAGAGAAUUUAAAGAUUUAAGUCCAGCUGAUUCCAAAGCUUCUGGUAAUUCUAGAAAAAUAACAAGUCCAUUAAGAACUCGCUACAGUCCAGUAUUCAGUAGUGACCUUUCUCGAAUGUCUGUAAGAAGACGAUCAAGAAGUCCUCCAAGGAGAAGGUCUCGUUCACCUGUCAGAAGGUAUCGAAGUCCUCUUAAGAGAGGUUCUCGUAGUCCUGCUAGAAGAUAUUCUAGAAGCCCUAGACGACAUUCAAGAAGCCCUUUUAGAAGACGUUCUAGAUCUCUUAAGAGACGGUCACGAAGUCCUGCAAGACGCAGUUCAAGGAGUCCUAUCAGAAGACGUUCUAGAAGUCCUGUUAGGAGACGUUCUAGAAGUCCUAUUAGGAGACGAUCAAGAAGCCUGCUUAGAAGACUGUCACGAAGUCCAGUCAGAAGGUGGUCGAGAAGCCCACUUAGAAGAAGAUCACGAAGUCCAAUAAGGCGGCGAUCACGAAGUCCUAUUCGAAGGCGAUCAAGGAGUCCUAUUAUGCGGCGUUCAAGAAGUCCAAGGAUUUAUAUUAGAAGAAAAUCUAGAAGUCCUAUUCGUAGUCGCGGUUCUCGAAAAAUUUCAAUAAGUCCAUCUCGCCGAGUAUAUGCCAAUGAAUCACGUAUUCUAAUGAGUAGGUAUUCAAGUCCUUUAAGGAAGAAAUAUGAAUCGGAGGAUGGUUCUUAUAGAUCAGAAUCAAGAAAUUCACUAUAUGGAGAUUCUAAUAGUAUAUCAGGGUCACAUAAAGAAUUUCUAACUUUUUCUCGUUCUCAUUAUCCACGCCAUCUCCAACAUGAAUCAGAACGUGAUUUAGAUCCCAUAAGUGAUGAAGAUGAACCAGCUUAUUUUAACACAUUAGAAGGGCCGCGGCAUUUGGAAGAAAUUAAGAAACUUCCUGAACCUACUCGUACCAUGGUUAUGCAACUAUUGCAGAAAUUUUCAGCUUUAAAAGUAUCACCGAAAGAUCCUUCAUUUAAUGAACUAAUGAAGUUUGUAAAUUCACAUAAUUCAGAAAUGUCAAAACCUCAUGUUUCAGUGACUCAAGAUGUUGUAACUCAGCCAACUUCAGGUUUGGCUUUUCAACAAUUCUUAUUAUCUAAUCUUGGUGAAACUUCAAGUCAUCAGAAUUUGCCGCCAAAUCAUACGCUAACACAUGCUGCACCUGCUUAUUCUUCAGGUGUCCCUUUUUCACCACCAAGACCAGAUUUACCUCCAAGUUCAUUUUCUCAACCUGUAUUUUCAAAUGUUGAACAUCAUGGCCCUGUGCAUCAUUCAGUACCUCCAUCUGUAUCUCAGGCUCAACCCCCUACCUUUGAUAAUAAUCAGUCGGUACAUGCCCCAUUUCAUUCCCAACAAUAUGAUAGCUUUCCAUCUCAAAAUGAGCCUCCAAGUUUCCAGCCUAAACCACGUGCUGAAGGUAUGUUCAAGGACUUGAAGGAUACUGUAAGUAAACUUUUUGGAGCUAAUGAAGGCAAUUCAAAUGAACAAAUUCAACAUCCACCAUCUCAAGAAUUAAUGGCUGAGCAAAGCCAAAACCAGUGGGGACAAGAUCCUCGAAAUUCAUUUAAUCAGUUUGAAUCUUAUGGUCCCAAAAAUGUAAUCAAGGAUAAUAGGGAUGAUUCUGAUUUUAGAGAUCAUUCGAGAGAGGAUAUGAACCCACACCACGGACCUUACUUUCCUGAAGAACAAAAUCUUCAUAGGUUACAUGUACCUCCUCCAGAUGCAAAAGUUGCAUUUUGUGAUGCACCUUGUAAUCCUAUUAAGAAAAAUCUGUUUCCUGUUGUUAGUAGUCCCAGAGCUCCUGAUAAUGCAAAGGUAUCUCUAGCUCAACGACUUGCAUCUGUAUUGGUAAAAGUUGGCAUGAUGGAUGUUCCAGGUGCUCUUUUGCAAGAAAUGAUGAUGAAAAUUGGAGUUUUUAGCCCAUGUCCACCUCAAGAUAUAAGUGAAGAAAGAAUAUUAGACAUUCUAAGAAGAUUGGGAUAUCUUCAUAGAUAUUGACUUUAUUAUAAUUGUAUUCUACAAAGUUUUUGUAGUGAUUAUUCUGUGGAACUGCACAUCAUAGAUACCUUUUCUUUUAUAUAUAGUAAAAUAAAUAUUUCAGUCUUGAAGACUUUGUUUGUUUACUUAACAAAUUCUUUUUCAGUAAUCUUGUUUAAUAUGUAAAGUGUUUGUUUUGAAGUUGAAUUUUGAGAAAUUAUUGGCAGAACCCAUCAUUUAUUGUUAAACUGAAGAAUCAUUUGCAUAUUGGUCAAUUUGACAUCUAUAAUAUGUCUUUUAAGUACUAGAUUAAUAAAUUUGGGAUUUUUAUUAUUUAUUUUGAUUUUUCCUGUAAAGAGAGCUGCAAUAAGCAAAAUUGCUAAUGCUCAGCUACAAAUAACAUAUUCCUGUUUUUAAAAUAUUUACAGAAUCUGUUAUUGGUAGUAUGGAAUUGUUGCAGGAAUUAUUAUAAGUAAGCAUUGUAUCCUUUUGUAUAUGCUAACUUCAAGUACUAAAAAAUACUAAGACCUGGUUUUUUUUAAAAAUUCUGGGAAAAAAAAACAACUUAUAAAAUUUAGAGGGGGUGGGGGGAGAAAUAUAAUUUUUUUUUCUUGUAUGUAUAUAUAUGUAUAUGUAAAUGCAAACAUUUCCUCUUUGAAACUUUUUCACCAAGUUCAAAAACUGUAUUUGCACUGUUAUUUGUUUAGUUCUUUGUUAGAAGUACUUUAUAAAAGCUAGUAUUAAUAAUUUAUGUUUCUUGUAACUUCAUGCUAAAUGUCUUUCAACUUUAAUGGGUUAAAAGUGUUUUUCCUCUUCAAUAGUACUCAGCUGCUAUCAUAAGUAGUUUGCUCUUCUGUGCAUGUCAAAAUUCUUGGUACUAAUUUUAAGAAUCUUUUAUUUCACUAUCUCUCAUAUCCAAAAUAGCAACCAUAAUUUGUAAUAAUUUGAUAAAAUACUACAAAUUAUCUUUAAUUAGUAUUAUGAUUGGGGAAUUUAAUACGUUGAUUUGCUAUGUAUGAUUUCUUUAAACAUAUUAUGUAAACUGUUCUUUUAACAUGAAAAUCAGAUUUUCAAAAUUUACUUAUAAUAUUAAUGAAGUAAAUUUAAUGAAAAAUCUGAAGAAGUGCUUAGGUAAAUUAAUUCUCUUAUGUUGUAUAAUGAGGUAAAUAAUUGCAUUAUAAUGUAUUAUCUUAUCUAUUUUGAAAUACUUUCUCAUAAAAAAAUUGAGGUAUAUUAUGUUUUAUCAUAAUUUGAAGAUGGGUGAAAAAUAGUGUUUAAAUAUUUCAAUAAUUAUUUGAAUGAGUUUUUGUGCUUUUUAUUUCCCAGUUUACUUAGAAGAGAACAAUGAAGUGCAAAACUGCCCUAUAAUAAUAAAGUGUGAAUUUAUUUAAAAAAAUUGUUGCAAUGUUUCUGCAGUUGUAAUUAUUUUAUUUAUGAAAUAUUCCAUGAUAUCUUGUUCUAUGAAAUUAAUUUAUUUCAUAUUACAAAUAUAGAAUAUUUCUAUGGUGUUCAUGUUUUAAAAUGUUUUUUUUUUUUAAUUGUAUGAAAACCCUAUCAUAAUAAUGAAUUUAACUUCUUUGAGCGCACAUUUUUCUUGAUUAUUUACAAGUUACACAUAUUCUGAUUUUCGGAUACAAAUUUCUGCAAUUUACUCUGAAUCCCUGUUUGAAAUCUAAGUUUUAAGCUUAUUAACAUUAAUUGCUAAUAGAUUAUUUCAUACCACAAUUAUUAUUUGAAUGCAAGAUUGCAAUGACCUUGCAAACUUAAAUUUGAUCAUUUUUUUGAAAUAAAUUGAUUUAACUAGAAUAAACAUUUGUAACGAGUUAAUAUUAAUUCUGAAACUAAUGAUAAAGUCAAAUUUGCAAUAUUGAUGCAGCUUUAAGAUUUUGUUCCUGUAUUUUUGGCAUUUGUUUGAAAUUAAUUAUUUGAAUGAAAUUAUUUUUAGUAUGUUCUAAUUCCCAUGCUUCAACAAAAUCGUAAUCAUUCGCAAUAGAACAACUGAGCUGUUCAGUUCAUUAAGAUUGAAAACGGAGGAAAAAAAAAAUAAUAUUAGAACCUUUUUUUUCCUCUUAAUUUUUGGCAAAAUAAAAUUAGAUAAAUUUGAUCUCUGCAACUAAGCUGUAAUGUUGUCCUUGUUAGGGUAUCAAGGUUUAUAAUUUGAUGAAUAGAUUUUUAAUUAGAUGAUAUAUAAAUGAAAACUGAUUUUUAUUAAUCUUACUUUCAAAAAAAUUAAAUGUUUAUUUACAGUUAAAAAAUUUAUUUUACUUUAUAGAUUUACCUAAUUAACUAACUCUACUUCAUUUAAAGAGUCAUAUGCAUUAAAGGUAUCCAAAUUAAUACAUUCCUCAAAAUUAAUUUUUUUAAGUGAUUCAUAUUUUAUUUGUUAUCCAUCUGUUUUAGUAUAUUUGCUUAUUUAUCUAUCUUUUUUUUUAAAAAAAUAAUGCUUAUUUAAAUUUCAUUUAUUUUGAUCAUUUAAAAAAAAGAUUGAAUUAAAUUAUGUAGAAACUGUAGAAAUAGGAUAGCUGGACUAUUUGUUGUAACUGUUUCAUAUAUUGUUCCAAUGUGACCAAUUAUAAUGAAAGAGAAUUAUUUAAAAACAUAUGUAUGAGAAAAUGAAUAAACAUUUUAGCAGUUGAAGCGAUUUCUAAUUUGUAUACAUUGAUUUUGUUUUAAUAAUAUAUCCAGUUAUUUUUUAUUAUUUAUUCUCUAAACCUUUAAUAAUUGAGAAAAAGGCUUUCAUUUCAUAUAUACCAAAGCCAUUUUAUGCUCUCUAAUAUAUAUAUAUGUAUUGAUUGUAAUGGAGAGUUGUAUUCAAAAACUAGGUUUCAUAUUAUUGUUAAUAGCAAAAGUCUAGAAAUAUAGCCUAUAUGUUAGAUUAUUAUUAAUGUUAAGCUUCUUAACCUGAAUUACUUUCUUCUAUUGUUAUUUUCAUUUUUCUGUAAAUAAAUGUGUAUUGUAUCUGUAUGCUUGAAUAGGUAAAAUAAAG
Molecule: messenger RNA, 8266 nt
Organism: Argiope bruennichi
Lineage: Eukaryota; Metazoa; Arthropoda; Arachnida; Araneae; Araneidae
Exons: 7
Coding region: 166-5301 (1711 amino acids)
Source: RefSeq, a predicted model, not a curated record